AUGGGGAGAGGUAAGAUUGAGAUCAAGAGGAUUGAGAACUCAAACAACAGGCAGGUGACUUACUCAAAGAGAAGAACUGGGAUCAUGAAGAAGGCUAAGGAGAUCACAGUUCUUUGUGAUGCUAAGGUUUCCCUCAUCAUCUUCGGUACUUCUGGAAAGAUGCAUGAAUAUAUAAGUCCUUCAACAAAUUUGGUUGAAAUGUUGGAUGCUUACCAGAGGUCUACUGGAAAGAAGCUGUGGGAUGCUAAGCAUGAGAAUUUAAGCAAUGAAAUUGAUAGAGUUAAGAAAGAGAAUGACAGCAUGCAGAUUGAGCUCAGGCACCUAAAGGGGGAAGACAUCACAUCUUUGAAUUACAAAGAACUCAUGAUUUUAGAAGAUGCCCUAGAAAAUGGGCUUGCAGGUUUACGCGAGAAACAGAGUGAGAUCAUCAAGAUGAUCAGGAAAACUGGGGAAAUGCUGGAGGACGAGAAUAAACAGCUUCAAUACAUAUGG
Messenger RNA from Coffea eugenioides, 492 nucleotides. RefSeq names its product floral homeotic protein PMADS 2-like. The record is from RefSeq and is a predicted model, not a curated record. The transcript has 6 exons. Gene Ontology annotation, molecular function: RNA polymerase II cis-regulatory region sequence-specific DNA binding; DNA-binding transcription factor activity, RNA polymerase II-specific; protein dimerization activity. Lineage: Eukaryota; Viridiplantae; Streptophyta; Magnoliopsida; Gentianales; Rubiaceae. Gene Ontology annotation, cellular component: nucleus. Gene Ontology annotation, biological process: positive regulation of transcription by RNA polymerase II. The annotation marks the transcript as partial.